Messenger RNA from Galendromus occidentalis (western predatory mite), 2031 nucleotides. RefSeq lists its product as uncharacterized. The transcript is spliced from 11 exons. The coding region runs from base 1 to 2031 and encodes 676 amino acids. Lineage: Eukaryota; Metazoa; Arthropoda; Arachnida; Mesostigmata; Phytoseiidae. The record is from RefSeq and is a predicted model, not a curated record.
AUGUCGGUGGAAGUUGCAAUUCUGGGGCCGGCAGGCUUUUCGCUAUCGGUGCUGAUCGUGUCCGUUCUCUUCAUUGCAAUGUGUGUGUGCGGUCGCAACUCAUCGAAGGCCAACAAGGAGGCUGCCGAAACCGUCGAGACUCGUGCCGUGAUUUUCCAAGAGUCGCCUCAACUCGCGAACAAGCAGGUGACGGCAGCGACCCUGAACGGAGAAGUAAUGACCGGGGUUCAGGUAGUGUCAUCAUCUGGUAACCAUUUCGCACCGGAGUCCUCGUCACCCGUACCACCAGGACAAGGGACUCCGAUUCACUCGAACUCACCUCAUCCUCAUGUCUCAGACAGAGCUUUGCCCACGCCGCCGGGGAGACCGCAGAGCAUGCCCGCAGGUUUGCCGACCUCGGUCAACGGUCCCGUUCGAGGGAGACACCGACCAACAUUGAGUCAGACUCCGUCAACUCCACCUGUUCCAGCGGGUGUAUCUUCAUCGAUAGCUCAUGGACCAACACCGCAGCCGCCUGCCUUGGGGGAAGAAUUUGCCAGGAAUGAAGGAAUUCCCGAUAUCGACUCUGAUGGGGGAGUCGGGGGACCAGUUGCGGGCACCGUAGAAACGGUCGUAGCGACUCAAGGCGACAUUCCUUAUACCGUCAUUUCCGUACGGGAGCCGUUGGCCAAUCUACGGGAAGAAGCUCAACGACUGCUCUUGGAGCAGCACAACUCUAGUCAGAAUCCGCCGUCGACAAACAAUGUGCAAAGUCCUUCGACCCGUUCGGCUGGCGAACAAUAUUACGCAGUCGUCCAACAAGACGAGGAGAUGUAUGCCGAAAUCGAGAGCGCCAACUCGUCCGUUACAUACGCACGCAUCGAACCCCGCCAGAACGCUUCCUCACGGAUAACCUCGCCGCCCGUUGAUUCCCCGCCAAGUCCAGCUUCGGUUCAGACAGUGGUGGACGGCACAAGUGCAAUGGGUGGAGCUCCAGCGCCCCCCACGGUCGAGAGCUUACGCUCGGUGGCACAAGCUCACUCCAGACAAGCGUCCACAUCGUCGAUUUUCGCCAACAAUGGAGGGCUGUGCAUGGUGUCGAAUGGGCAAAACUCGAGCAUCACCAUCGGUUCGGACAUAAACAUCGUGAACAACCUGUAUUCAACGGUUGAUUUAUCUCAGAAGCAUCAGCGGAGAAUAUCCUCUGAAGGUCACAGUGGUGAUAGCGUUGCUUCUGACGUAGAUCAGCUUUACGCGAAAGUUGCCAAGAAGUCUAAGAGACCCUCGCCCCCUCCGAAUCACGCUCACUCUCAACUGCCGGCGCCUCCGCCGCCCCCGAACAACAUUCAUCACCUACAAUCUGCGAACAUGAGCUCGAAAUUCGAAAACAACAAUCACAUCGGCUCGAUGUUGCCUCCGAUGUCGCUGAAGCGGAAAAGCUCGAGAGCAUCCAGAGAGGAUGUCGACGACGAUCCUUGCUAUGAGAUAGUCGGAGGCGCCAACGGAGUUGAUGAAGAACCAAAAUACGAAAGGCUCAAAGGAUCUGCUUCGAGCGACAUCGAUCCCAACUACGAACAGCUCAAUUCCAAGGAGGAUCCUUGCUAUGAGGCUUUAGGUGGCCUCAGCAAUAGCAGCGACAACGAUCCUGGCUACGAGAGAGUGUCUCGGAGAGAGUCUGACGUCACAGACCCAAACUAUGAAAGGAUACCUCGCGGUGACAGCAUAAUCAACGAGCCUCGGUACGAAACGGUUCGUCUCCCGAGGGACGACUCCUCUGACGUCGAAGCAGACCCGUGCUACGAACGUGUCGGUCCGAAAGAAGAUUCGGAGCUUCAUUACGACAGAGCGCGAGGCAAGCCCCGACGGGAGGACAGUCUCAGCUCUGAUCCGGGAUACGAGACUGUGAAGAAGCCCAAUAACGCUGUCUCGAAUGGACAUGUACAAGUUCGCAUGAAUGGGAGGCCAACACGGACCCUGGUCACUGUGAACUCGCACAUGCUCCAGGAGCCAGACUAUGAGACAGUCAACACCCCCGAGAUCGUGAUGCUCUAA